This is a messenger RNA of Phytomonas sp. Hart1, 5067 nucleotides long. The record is from the annotation of a GenBank genome assembly. NCBI's taxonomy places the organism in Eukaryota, Euglenozoa, Kinetoplastea, Trypanosomatida, Trypanosomatidae.
AUGAAUUCUCCUGUUAUUGUCAACGAGAUUUUCCAGCUCAACUCCAUCCCUGGAGGCCUUCGCCCUGGCACUAUUUCCUUUAAAAACGUCACUAUUGAUGGUGAAAAGUAUGUGUGUGUACGUGACGUGCAAGAAAAUAAGCAAACCUCACUUGUUAUUGCUGAUUUGGUUAAACAAGGGAGUAUGCGAAACAACAUCAAGGAUGCUGAGUCGGCCAUUAUGAAUCCUAACUCCAAGAUUCUUGCACUUCGCAGUGGUCGCAACAUGCAGAUUUUCGACGUGGAUGCAUCAAAGCGACUUAAAGCACUGGUCUUUCACGACGACAUCGUGUUCUGGCGUUGGGUUGACGUUGAGACGGUGGGCAUAGUCACAGCAACAACGGUAUACCACUGGAGCUUAAACACCGCAUCGGACACUCCCCCGGAGCGAGUCUUUGAUCGUGGGGAGGAUUAUGGGGCCUCAGUCCAGAUUCUUUCUUACCAUGUGGAUGAAAAAAAGAAGUGGCUCGUCCUCACUGGUGUUACUCGUGAAGGUACCAGCACCAUUGGCAAGGCACUUCUCUACAGUGUAGAGAAUAGGAGUAGCCGCGUACUCAGUGGUCAUGCCUGCAAUUUUAUCACUACUACCGUGCCGAACGAAUCUCGACUGUGCAACAUUAUGUGCAUGGCCUGGAAUAACCCUCAGGAAGGAGGACAGGUGAUGAUUAUGGAGCUUCCUACAAGUGAGAAAAUGGAUCUCACCUUGACCAGGCGAAUCUACAACGUUCGCAUGCAAGAGGGCGACUUCCCUAUAGUGAUGCAUAUAUCCGAGCGUCACAAGCUUCUCACAGUUGUCACCAGUCGCGGCAUGUAUGUGUUGAUGGACAUUUUUACCGGUACUAUUCUGGCUUCACAGCAGUUUACGCAGGCGGUUAUUUUUUCUGGCGCGGAGGAUCGUACUACCGGUGGGAUCAUUUGUGUCAACAACCAGGGCUCCGUCAUACGUGUUGCACCGAACGACACCAGCAUCAUUCCUUUUGUUAAGAACCACAUGCAAAACCCACAGCUGGCGAUUCGCAUUGCGGAAUCGGCAAACCUUGGCGGUGUUGAUGACCUUUUCCGGACGCAACUGGAGAGCUACUUACAGUCUGGGAACGUAGAGGCGGCCAUCCGUAUGUGCUUGCGGGCUCCUGGUGGGGCGCUCCGGACUCCCGAAGUUCUGCGGCGUUUUCUGCAGCUGCCUCAACAGCCUGACCAGCCCCCAGCCAUCUCCGUCUAUUUCAAGCUGGUCCUGGCUGAAACGAAACUGAACGAAUUCGAGUCUGUAGAGCUGGCACGCGCAGUGCUCCCAAAGGGAGGGAUCGGUUUCGUGAAGCAGCAGCUGGAAGAGGACAAGUUAACCCCUAACGUUGAGUUGGCCGACCUUCUGCAGCGUUUGGAUCCAGAUAUGGCCAUGAAAAUUUAUCACCAGAACUCCGCACAUGCUAAGGUAGUCAACGUGCUACUGCAGUCCAACCAGACUCAGAAAGCGGUCGAGUACUGUAAACAGACUAAUUUUUCACCGGACUGGAGGGUUAUUAUGGGCAAUUUUAUUCGAGCAAACCCACAAGAUGCCGUCAGUCUUGGUCUCAUGUUGUAUCGCGAAAUGGGCGAUAAACCGAUACUAAGCGCGGAUGAAAUUCUCGAUAUGCUUGUCUCAACUCAAAAUAUUCAGCAGGCCACAGAGUUUCUGCUUGAGAUGCUGCGCGACCACAACGAUGAAUCAACCAUCGACUUACAAACAAAACUGCUAGAGAUCAAUCUAAAGUAUUCUCAUCCAUCUGUCGCGGAGAAAAUUUUUGUCCGUGGGAUUUGUCUCCAUUAUGACCCCAUAAAGUUGGCCCCAUUGUGUGAGCGCGUUGGGCUUUAUCAUCGGGCCAUAGAUUGUUACAUCAUCGCUCAAAGAGAUGAUCCCAGCACAAACAAUCUCCCCAACAUCCGCCGCUGUCUGGAGCAAUACCAUACCCUAAACCCCGAGUGGAUGCUAGAGUUCUUUGGAAAACUUAACAAGGAGGAGGGUCUUGUGUGCUUGUCUGAUCUUUCCCAAAAUCACAAACAGAACUUUAAGGUUAUCGUUCAAGUGGCCACAAAGUACAGUGAUGCCCUUGGAACCAGGGACCUUAUUAACCUUUUUCUAGAAAAAGGGUUGUUCGAAGUUCUUUAUUACUACAUUGGUGCCAUUGUACCCUACACGAAUGAUCCUGAGGUUCACUUCCGCUACAUCGAAGCCGCAGCAGAGAUGGGGCAGAUACAGGAGCUGGAGCGUAUGACUCGUGAGAGUCCUUGCUACGAGCCUGAGCGCACUAAGAGCUAUUUGAAAGCUAAGGGCCUCACUAACAUAUGGCCUUUCAUUAACGUUUGUGAUGCUCACGACAUGGUGAAUGAGAUGGUGCACUACCUGGUCAGCACGGGUAAUGAAUCUUGUAUCGAGCAAUACGUAAUGCGCCGAAGCCCUGGGAAAACGCCACAGGUGGUUCAAGCUCUCAUUGAGUGCCAUAUGAGUGAGAACUACAUCAAGCAUGUGAUGAACGCCGCAGGUGCCAUGUGCCCCAUACAAGAGCUUGUCGACGUUGCCGAAAGUACUGGCCGUUUGAGUAUCAUCCGGGAAUGGAUCCAGGAUCGUUGUAACGAGAGAAAAACAGAUACUGCACUAUUCAAUGCGCUUGGUAAGAUUUACGUGGACUGUGGUGAAAAUCCGGAGGCAUUUCUAUUAGAAAACGAAUACUACGAUCCAAUGAUGCUUGGGAAGUACUGCGAAAACACAGACCCCAAUUUAGCCUAUAUUGCCUACACACGUGGUAAUUGCAGCGAGGCAAUUGUGAGGCUUUGCCAAAAAAACAACAUGUACAACCAUUUGGCGCGUUACCUUGUCAAGACCCAGGACCUUGAUCUUUGGGCGAAUGUGCUAGCUUCUGACACCCCUGAGCGCCAGCAACUCGUGGAGGCGGUUCAUCAAACUGCACUUCCAGAGUCUCAAAUAAGCGAAGAGGUUAGCACAACUGUGCGUGGAUUCAUGAAUGCAAACCUUAUUGAGGAGCUGACAUCGUUACUCGAGCAAAUUGUGGUGCAUGGGCAAUUCCGUAAGAAUCGUUAUCUUGAGAACCUACUUAUCAUGUCUGCCAUCCGCACGCGCAAGGACAAGGUGAUGGAUUAUAUCAUAAGUCUUGAGAACUACGACGCUGUCAACAUCGCUAACUUGGCUAUCGGCGCGGAAUUGUACGAGGUCGCGUUCACUGUGUAUGAACGCUUCAACAUGAAGAAGGAAGCUAUGAUGGUGCUUCUGGAGAACCUCAAGGACCUCGCCCGAGCCCGCUCUUUCGCACAGAAAACGGAUUUUCCGGAAGCAUGGGGAAUACUGGGUGUGUACUUAGUGAAGGAAGACGAAAUACACGACGGUGUUGAGUGCCUGAUUCGCGGCAAAAACGCAGAUGCGGUUGCUGAGGUAAUGGCAGCAUCCGAGCGCACCAAGCAGUAUUCGUAUCUUAUCAAGUAUCUUUUAACGGCGCGUAUGUAUUCGCGCACCAAGGACGGCAGGAUUGAUACCGCCCUCGCAUUAACCUAUGCUAAAAGCGGCCAAGUUAUCAAGCUGGAGGAAUUUCUCAAAGAGACACACAAUGUGAAGAUUGGUGAUAUCGCCGACAAGUGCUUUGAAGAGGAACUGUAUGAAUCAGCAAAGUUACUGUAUCGCUUAGCGAACAAUUACGCACGUUUGGCGACGACAGAGCUGAAGCUGAAUAGCCUUGCGGGUGCGGUGGAGGCGGCUAACAAGGCUAGAUUAGUGCAGACUUACAAGGAAAUACAUAUGGCUUGUAUAGUAGCUGGUGAGAUGAAGCUUGCCAGCGUUUGUGCGUUGCCUGUCAUCCUUAAGGCAGAAGAGCUUAGUGGUAUUGCGGAUCGCUACGAAUCCCGCGGCCUCUGGGAAGAUUUGCUUGCUAUACUCAAGAUGGCUGCGGGCGUCCAAGGAGCACAUAUGGGCAUCUUCACUGAGAUUGGAGUUCUUUUAGCCCGCUACAAUCCAGAGAAGCUGCUAGAACAUAUCAAUAUAUACCCCAGGAAAAUCAACACUCACAAGAUGGUCUCAGUAUGCGAGCUAUAUCACCAUUGGCUUCCGUUACGCGUGCUGCAAGUAAAUAACGAGGAUUGGAUGUCUGCGGUGAGUACCAUGAUGAAACAUUACGCCGAUGCAUGGGAUCAUGAAGUAUUCAAGGAUGCAAUUCUGCGUAUGGGUUCUAACGAUACGAUCUAUUCGGCGAUAGCAUUUUACAUUAAAACUCACCCUGAGUUGCUCAACGAUUUCCUCUCCUUCAUUUAUAAGAAGGCUGAGCCGGAGCGCGUCAUGAUGGAGGUUGAAAAACACGCUCCUAUAUACCUUAUCCGCACCUACUUGGAGGUUAUUCAGGAGCGUAACCUCAAAAAGAUUAACGAAACUCUAAAUAAUCUCUACAUAGAGGAUGAGGAUUUUGAUGCACUACAUCGCUCCAUUGAGUCGUAUGACAACUUUGACUUUGAGAAACUUUCGUCACGACUAGAGACGAUGAAGCAGUUUGAGUUCCGUAAGAUUGCCCUGUUACUCCACCGUAAGAACAAGAACUACGUGCAUGCCAUCAGGGUUGCUAAGGAAAACAAACUUUAUCAGUAUGCGAUCGACACCUCUUGCGAGAGUUGUGAUGCUUCCCUGGUAGAGGGAUUGCUUGAUUAUUUUGUGGAAGAUCACCCCGAGUUUUUUGUUUCCUGCCUUUACACCUGUUAUGAAAUUCUUGACCCUACCGUGGUGAUAGAGAAGGCGUGGCGGCAUCAGCGCGUCGAUAUCGCGAUGCCGUACCUCAUCCAGACGAUGCAGUUCUUCAUGACCAAAAUCCACCGUCUUGAGCGCGUCCUCUCCAACGAGCAUGACGCCGCGAGAGAAGUUGCCCGACGUCUCGGCCCUGCUGAAGACGCGAAUCGUCCGUUGAUGAUCGAAACCACGGCUCCAGGGCUUGGCCACGCGGCGCCACCCCCAAUGAACAUUUAUGCCAAUCCAGGACAAUUCAACACGGGGCGUCCUCUUUAA